Messenger RNA from Caenorhabditis briggsae, 1041 nucleotides. It is a transcript of the gene Cbr-sre-14, whose product is annotated as Protein CBR-SRE-14. The transcript has 8 exons. Lineage: Eukaryota; Metazoa; Nematoda; Chromadorea; Rhabditida; Rhabditidae. Gene Ontology annotation, cellular component: membrane. Gene Ontology annotation, biological process: sensory perception of chemical stimulus. The coding region runs from base 1 to 1041 and encodes 346 amino acids. The record is from RefSeq and is a predicted model, not a curated record.
AUGAUCCUCUCUUUCAACUACACAGCUGCGAAACAAGAUAACAGUUUGGAACAAUUUUGUCUUGGUUUUGUCAUCGUUAUAGUUGUGAAUAUUAUAUCCAUUUUCUACUAUAUUUUGAAUGUUUGGAUUGAUAUUCGAAUUGGGAAAUUUGACACAAAUGUCCUUAAAAUCCAUCAGUUCAUCUAUAUCACAUGCCCAAUUGGUUCCGUUGUGCUCAUUGCUCAAAAAUUGAUGAUUCUGUUCGAAAUGCCCGAAGGAUAUGAUUAUGAAAACCAAACGUUCCAAUUUCUUCAUCAUUUGAGGACUUCUACAGUGUUUCCAGGAUUGAUAUGUUUGACUGCUUUUGUUAUAGAGAGAUUCUGUGCAACAUACUUGGCCAAGGAUUAUGAGCAAAAAAACCGCUGGUGGAUUGGCAUAUUGAUUGGAAUUGGAUUGUAUACUGUAGGAGGUUUACUGGCAUACUCUCUUGCUUUAUUUGCAACAAGUCUCUAUCAUACAAUUUUUCUAUUGGUAUUGAGUUUGACAAGCUGUAUGGGUAAUGUUUUGAACUAUAAAAUAAACAGUAAAUAUUUGAAUUUGUGUCAACGGAAUGCCAGUGGGAAGUAUUCACUUACUGAAAGAUAUCAGAUAUCUGAUAAUAUUCAUUUCACAUUCUUUUUUACAAGAUUUGCAUCUAGUAUCUUCUUUUUUACUAUCCUCUGUCCUCUUCUGAUGCUGGCAGCAAGUCUGGAUAUCUCGUGGUUUUAUCGUAAUCUGUGUAUCACUUUGUUCGAAUUGAGCUACAGUGUUUACACAAUAUUCACUCCAUACAUCAUCUACAAAUUCAAUAUCCGUUGGCAACAGGAAUUCAGAAGACUAGUAUCCAGAUUUAUGUCACGAUUCCGCUCAAAAAGAAUCGAUGUGACGGCAGAACCAUGUGCAGACGGGAGUAAUGUGAAUUUAAGGAAUACAUUUGGAAUCGAGAUGAAUAUUGAUAUCAAGAGACAAUCGGAUACGUAUUUCGAACAAUUGAAGAUGUCGUGGAAUGUUCCAGACAUCUGA